CUCAUUCUCCAUUGAGGCCGUGGAUGAACUUAGUCCACGAAUUCAUCUCCAAAUUCGAGCCACAAAAUCCAUACAAAAAUUGAGUCUUUACUCCUCUCCCAAGUAAUAGCAUUUUGACAAAAUAAGCCUAGAUUGAACAAUCUAGAUUCCAGAGGCAAAUUCAACACUUUCUUUUCUUCUCUUCUAUCUGGUUAUAAAAAUAUUCCUCAUUGGCUUGGUGCAGUUGCUAAGCUGAAAUCUACUUUGAACCCUCUAGUUAGAUCCUCCAGUCCUUCUACUUCCAACUAGUUUAUCUUCUCCAACAUGGGUAUGAUUCUUGGUAAGAUCAGUGUGGAGACUCCAAAAUAUGAAGUUGUUCAAUCUUCAGCCGAUUAUGAAAUCCGCAAAUACUCACCAUCAGUUGUGGCUGAAGUCACGUACGAUCCAUCCCAGUUCAAGGGGAACAAGGAUGGUGGUUUUUCGGUGUUGGCAAAUUACAUAGGUGCCUUAGGCAAUCCGCAGAAUGCAAAACCUGAAAAGAUCGCCAUGACAGCUCCUGUGAUAACUAAAUCAUCUGGAAGUGAAAGUGAAAAGAUUGCCAUGACGGCUCCCGUUGUAACAAAGGGUGAGAAAAACAUGGUGACAAUGCAGUUUCUGUUGCCGGCGAUGUACAAGAGGGCAGAGGAGGCGCCCAAGCCGUUGGAUGAGAGGGUGGUGAUAAGAGAGGAAGGAGAGAGGAAAUAUGGGGUGGUGAAGUUUGCAGGAGUGGCAACAGAUCAGGUGGUCGAGGAGAAGGUGGAGAACCUCAAGAAGAGCUUAGAAAGAGAUGGGCACAAGGUGAUUGGCGAGUUCUUGUUAGCUAGGUACAAUCCUCCUUGGACUUUGCCUGCUUUCAGGACUAAUGAGGUCAUGCUACCAGUCCAGUGACUGCUGAAUUAUGUGGUUAGCUCAAUAUGUUUGUUGUACCGUUCUUUCUCUCACAAUUAUCAGAACUUGACAGGUUUUCAGUCAUCACAAAUUAAAUAUUAUAUGUAUAUAUUUUGAGAUUUUGGA
Molecule: messenger RNA, 1032 nt
Organism: Theobroma umbraticum
Lineage: Eukaryota; Viridiplantae; Streptophyta; Magnoliopsida; Malvales; Malvaceae
Gene: SOUL-1
Product: SOUL heme-binding family protein
Source: RefSeq, a predicted model, not a curated record